AUGAGCAUACAGAAAUCGAAAGAAGACCUUGGCUCAGUCUCCAAUACAGGUGCAUCUAAUACAACUGCUACAACCACAAUGCCAUCAAUACGUCAGCGCAUGGCCCAAAAUUAUCUGUUGGUUUGGGUCGAUGCAAGCAUCGAUCAAACCAAUACGGAUUGUCAGAAUACGUUGACACAGCUUCGAGCUGUAAUUAACGAUGUUACUAUGUGCAGUCAAUCCAACGAAUGUAUCGAGUUUCUCGACAAAUUCAAGGGCGAAAAAGCUUUCGUUAUUACAUCGGGAUCACUUGGCCAACAUUUAGUUCCUGAAAUCCAUGGCAUGCCAAAUUUAGAUGCCAUUUACAUACUUUGUGGUAACAUAUCUUAUCAUCAACAAUGGACCAAGGAUUGGAACAAAAUUAAGGGUAUUCAUAAUAAUAUCAAGGACAUCUGUGAUGCCUUAAAAGGAAGUGUCAAACAAGUCAAUCAGGAUUCAAUUCCUAUUAGCUUUCUCACCGGAAAUGAAACGGUAUCCAUUGAAAACCUGAACCAACUGGAACCAAGUUACAUGUACACACAAACAUUCAAAGAUAUUCUCCUUGAAAUGGAACAUGAUCGAGAACAAGCCAUCAAGAUCUUAACGGGUUAUUGCCGCAAUCUUUAUUCUAACAAUAUUAAAGAAUUAAAGGUUAUUGAUGAAUUUAAAAGUAAUUAUCGCCCAGAACAAGCAAUUAGGUGGUAUACACGUGAGCGCUUUACGUAUCAAAUGCUCAAUAGAGCAUUUCGAACAUUGGAUGCCGAUACAAUUAUUAAUAUGGGAUUUUUUAUACAUGAUCUCCAUGAGCAAAUUGAUCAGUUGCAUCAGCAACAGCUUCCAUAUUGUCGUAGUAAACCUUUUACAGUUUACCGAGGAGAAGGUCUGUUGAAAACUGAUUUCGACAAACUCAAAGAAACAAAAGGUGGUCUCAUGUCGUUUAACAAUUUUUUAUCCACAAGUGCGAAACGAGAUGUUUCCCUCCGGUCUGCCGAGGGUGCCUUAGGAAAUACAGAUAUGGUGGGAAUACUUUUCAUAAUGACUAUUGAUCCGCGUAUUUCAUCAACAUUAUUCGCCUCUAUUAAGGAGGUUAGUUAUUGCAAGGCAGAAGAAGAAAUUCUCUUCUCCAUGCACACCGUGUUUCGAAUAGGUGCAAUUAAACAAAUGGAUAAUUAUGAUCAACUUUAUGAAGUUGAACUUAAACUGACUGCUGAUGAUGAUGAACAGCUUCGACAACUGACUGAAUGUAUAAGUAAUGAGGCUAGAGGUAGCAUAGGAUGGAGACGAUUGAGUAAGUUAUUACUCAAAACAGGUCAUUUCGAUAAGGCUGAAGAAUUAUAUAAAGCACUACUUGAACAAACAUCGAACGACAGCGAUAAAGGAUAUUAUUAUAAUCAACUUGGAUAUAUCAAAGAUCAGCAAGGUGAAUAUAAGCAGGCGAUUGGGUAUUACAGAAAAGCAGUUGAAAUCUUUGAGGAAAUUUUUCCUACAGAUGAAUCUUCAUUGGCUACUUCAUACAAUAACAUUGGUUUGGUGUAUUCUAACAUGGGAGAGUAUUCGAAAGCACUUUCAUAUUACGAAAAAGCACUUGGAAUUCGAGAAAACAAUCUUCCUGAAAAUCAUCCUGGCUUGGCUAAUUCUUACAACAAAAUUGGUAAUGUGUAUUGUAACAUGGAAGAGUACUCGAAAUCACUUUCAUUUUUCGAAAAAACACAUGAAAUCUUUGAAAAAACUCUCCCUGUAAAUCAUCCUGACUUGGCUACUUCUUAUGGAAACAUCGGUAUGGUGUAUAAUGAGAUGAAAGAAUACUCGAAAGCACUUUUACUUUACGAAAAAGCACUUGGAAUUAAAGAAAAAACUCUUCCUGCAAAUCAUCCUGAUUUGGCUACUUCAUACAACAACAUUGGUAAUGUGUAUAAUCACAUGGGAGACUACUCAAAAGCACAUUCAUAUUACGAAAAAACACGUGAAAUCCUUGAAAAAAUCGUUCCUGCAAAUCUUUCUCACUUGGCUACUUCCUACAACAACCUUGGUAGUCUAUAUAACAACAUGAAAGCGUAUUUAAAAGCACUUUCAUUUUACGAAAAAGCACUUGAUAUUAAAGAAAAAACUCUUCCUUCAAAGCAUCUUGAUUUCGCUCAAUCGUACAACAACAUUGGUAGUGUGUAUUCUAAGAUGGGAGAGUACUCAAAAGCACUUUCAUUUUACGAAAAAGUAGUUGGAAUUCGAGAGAAAGCUCUUCCUCCAAAUCAUCUUUCGUUAACUACUUCCUACAGUAACAUUGGUUUGGUGUAUCGUAACAUGGGAGAGUACUCGAACGCGCUUUCAUUUUACGAAAAAGCACUCGAAAUUCGAGAAAAAACGCUUCCUCCAAAUCAUCCUAAUUUUGCUGAAUCAUACAACAACAUUGGUACUGUGCAUAAUAACAUGGGGGAGUUCUCGAAAGCACUUUUAUUUUACGAGAAAGUAGUUGGAAUUCGAGAGAAAGCUCUUCCUCCAAAUCAUCCUUCGUUGGCCGCUUCCUACAAUAACAUUGGUAGUGUGUAUAAUAACAUGGGGGAGUACUCGAAAGCACUUUUAUUUUACGAAAAAGCACUCGAAAUUCGAGAAAAAACUCUUUCGCAAAAUCACCCUUCAUUGGCUACUUCCUACAAAAACAUUAGUAGUGUGUAUUCUAAGAUGGGAGAAUACUCGAAAGCAGUUUUAUUUUAUGAAAAAGCACUUGAAGUCAAAGAAAUACCUCUUUCGGCAUAUCAUCCUUAUUUGCCUUCUUCCCGCAAGAACGUUGGUUUAGUGCAGCACAAGUUAGGUAACUAUGCGAAAGCAUCUGGAGGGUGUCGGUGA
This is a messenger RNA of Adineta steineri, 2859 nucleotides long. NCBI's taxonomy places the organism in Eukaryota, Metazoa, Rotifera, Eurotatoria, Adinetida, Adinetidae. The record is from the annotation of a GenBank genome assembly.